Messenger RNA from Trifolium pratense (red clover), 354 nucleotides. RefSeq lists its product as uncharacterized. The transcript has a single exon. Lineage: Eukaryota; Viridiplantae; Streptophyta; Magnoliopsida; Fabales; Fabaceae. Bases 1 to 354 code for a protein of 117 amino acids. The record is from RefSeq and is a predicted model, not a curated record.
AUGGAAGCAAUUGGGCACAGGCAACCUCGAUCAUUAUACGGAGAUGCAAGUUUGUAUGAUCAAUGUGAUGGGCGUGCGAGAACCUUACACGAGAAGGAAAUGACCGUGGCAAGGACCAAGGACAAGACCACUGCUUAUUGUUCUUAUUACGAACCUCCUCCUCCUCCACGUAAAUGGUGUGGUGAGAUCACGAAAAAGCCAUCUCCUUCAUCGUCAUGGUGGAAUGAUAGAGAAAUGAAGAGAAAACGUAGAGUGGCCAAAUAUAAGCUUUUUGCAGCUCAAGGUAACCUCAAAUAUUCUCUCCAGAAAGGUUUUCGCCAUUUCAAGAGCACGUGCAAGAAGAUCGUUGCCUAG